AUGGCGGAUGCAAUCAACAGAGUUUUAACAGAAGCAUUGUUGGAAUGCAUUCGGAAUUUGGAAAGGGGUAAUUUAGACUGCAACACGAUUGAUGCAAUCCAUUUCAGGUUAGACUGGUUGCAUGGAGUUUUAGCACGCUAUUUUUACAAUAACACUACAUUAGUGGACUUAAUUGGAAGAGCACGGGACACACUUACGCAGUAUUGCAACCCUCUGCCUGCACCUGAAAGAGUUUUCUCGGGAAGGCAAGGUAGGCCCAUGUAUGUUAUUACUAAAGAGCAACUGGAAUUCCUUGUUGAAAGGCAUUUUAGUAUAAGAGAUAUGGCAGCUAUGAUGAACGUUAGUAUGCGAACAAUCGAACGUCGCAUGGCAGAGUUUGGGUUAAGCAUUAGGUCAACGUACUCUGACAUACAUGAUGAGCAGCUUGACAGUAUGAUACUUGAGCUUAUGCAGGACUUCCCAAAUAUCGGUUAUCGAAGAAUGACUGGUAUGCUAACAAGUAGAGGAAUUAGGGUUCAACAGUGGAGAAUGCGAGAAGCAAUGAGAAGAGUCAAUCCAGCUGGUGUCAUGUUGCGAGCCCUCGAGCUUCAGACUAUUCAUAGACGACGUUACUGGGUGCCUGGUCCCCUUGCAUUGUGGCACAUAGAUGGGAACCAUAAGCUUAUAAG
Messenger RNA from Paramuricea clavata, 668 nucleotides. The record is from the annotation of a GenBank genome assembly. Lineage: Eukaryota; Metazoa; Cnidaria; Anthozoa; Malacalcyonacea; Plexauridae.